AUGUCUCCAUCUAAGCUAGAAUUGUAAAUUAAUAUUUUUCUGUUUUAUACAAAUUAAUAAUAAAGACGGAAAAUGAAAUUAAAGAACUACAAUGAGGAUAUUAGAUUCAAAGUAAGACAGCGAUAUACAACAAUAUCUGAUUGGAUGUCAAAAACUAUUGAUUCUGAAAGUGUACCUGAAGUGAAACCUAGAUCUCAUUAUAGCACAGCAAAUAAAAUUAAACCGUCUGCUAUGAUUUCACUAAAGCCAAAGAGCAUGGAUACAGUUUUGAAUUAUCAACCAAGACUUUCCAAGUCUCAAUAACCAACAAAUUUACAAUCAUCAAAAAUCUAUAGGAAAUUUAUUGAUCCAAAUUAUAUUACUCGAUCUAUUGAUUAUUCGGAAUUAGGAGAUUCAAAAAAUAACAUAAAAAAGUAGAAACUCUAUCAAAAUUAAAGAGCUGUUUUUAAUAAAAUGAGACUCAUUUUAGAUUCAUACAAUAAUAGGGAAAGAGUCCUUUUAUAAUAUAUUUCUAAAUUAUAAUAAGAAAUAGUUACUUUAAAAUAAGGGCAUAAUUAAACUCUUUGA
Messenger RNA from Paramecium tetraurelia, 567 nucleotides. RefSeq lists its product as uncharacterized. The record is from RefSeq and is a predicted model, not a curated record. The transcript is spliced from 3 exons. Lineage: Eukaryota; Ciliophora; Oligohymenophorea; Peniculida; Parameciidae.